AUGGUGUUCCGAGAUAUCCCCCUGAAUAUAAUGCCGAAAACGGGCCACCGUGAUGGUUCCAUAUACAAGUUCAACACCACACAUCAGUGGAAGAAACAAUACCGCAUCACGGACCGUGAUGAGACUUGUUUGGAGGCAAUGAUGUUAACAGAACCCACGGGUUGCUUCUUCCUCAAUGGAUAUUGCUUGUCGCAUGUACCUACUUGCAUGUUCCAAAUUUUCUCAUUGAAAUUGGCUGAAAUUUCUGUUGAUGAUGGGCUAGUACAGUUGUAUGGAUACAUAGCAGUGCGGGACGAUCUGGAUCCAUUGCUUAAUUAUAUUGCCAGUUUUACCAGGGAUGAUCCUAUCAUCGUGAAACAGGGUUCGCUCAUCACCAUGACUGGCCCUAAGCGAGGGAUAGAUUUUUGUGACAAUAUUGCAAUUGAAUAUGACAUGAGGAUCAAGACAAGUGAACAAGAAAAUCAUGAUCUACAACUGAUUGAUGGUGCAUCUGCAAUAGGCAUCCCGGACUUAAGGAACUAUCAUGCACUCACAAAACGCAUCCAUGGUGAUUGUGGCGCGAUUGACAUAACAAUAUCACGUGUUGAGCAUGCCAUUGAGGCGACUGUGGAAGUUGUCAUAUCGGAAGUGCAAAGGAGUUUCCAAUUUUGUGUUGGUUGUUUUACUAGUGGGUUGGAUGAAGAAAUCCGACUCUUCGAUGGUAUCAUUGGUGGGUCACGAUGCUUAAAGAGGUCUGUAGUUGCUGUAGUGGUACGUUCUUGGAUGGAGUUGAAGUUCAAGGUAAGCCCGGACUCAUCAAAUUCGGCUGAACAUUGUUGUUCCUUCCGCGCGGACAGCCAUGGGCUUACUACUCAAAAGAUAAAGACUAAUCAUGCGUUAAUCUUGGUAAAGGUGACUUGGUCGCCUUUGCCUCUAGCUUUCUCUGGAAUAUCGGCGGCAGCGAUCUUAUCGCCGGCGAUCUCGUCCGAGAGCGCGCGCGGCACCGUCGUCAACCUCCAGCGCUCGCAGGAAGAAGUGAAAUGUAACUAUGUGGAAUGGGUAGACCCGGAGUGGUCAGUGGCUACGAAGUUCUGCCUGAGAGAACUGUGGAGCAUGUAUGACGAGAAGCUGAGACAGAAUAUUAAGAAUGCUGAAGAAAAAUGCAUGUUAAUUGGAGAAAAGAGGAGGACGGAGGAAGAGCUGAGAUUUUUCAAAAUGGACUUUGCUAAACUGGUGGCUGAUAAGGAGGAUGCUCUCACGCAGUUGGGCAAUGCAAGAUUGUCACUUAGCGAUCUCAAAGAGGAGCUGGAGAAGAAUAAGAUGGCAGAUCAUGGUUGUGCCAAUCUACAUCAGGUCCUGAGGGUAAAGGCUGAGAAAGACCGGGACCGGGUGGUGCUAGAGAGAGACCAAGUGAUGAGAGAGAGGGACCAGCUGAAGCAAGAGAAGAAAAAACUUGAGUAUAUUAUUGCAGAUUUUCUCAAACAGAAACAUGGGUACGUUGAUAAGAUCAAGAAGCUGAAGGAGAUUUGUGAUGAAUUUUAA
Messenger RNA from Triticum aestivum (bread wheat), 1521 nucleotides. RefSeq lists its product as uncharacterized. Bases 1 to 1521 code for a protein of 506 amino acids. The transcript is spliced from 5 exons. The record is from RefSeq and is a predicted model, not a curated record. NCBI's taxonomy places the organism in Eukaryota, Viridiplantae, Streptophyta, Magnoliopsida, Poales, Poaceae.